This is a messenger RNA of Somion occarium, 2742 nucleotides long. NCBI's taxonomy places the organism in Eukaryota, Fungi, Basidiomycota, Agaricomycetes, Polyporales, Cerrenaceae. The record is from the annotation of a GenBank genome assembly.
ACUCCCAAACAUGUAAAGUGCGAUGAAUCUGACUUGUCAUUUACUCCCACUAGACUUAGCACCAUGGUGACCCAGCGACCGACUUCGGAUGUGGACACUGGCAGACAUAGACGAACAAACGCUUCAUCGUAAUGAGAGCUGACUGUAGUCUAACGACCCGUCAACAGACGCACUCACUGAUGUUACCAGGUUCACAGGCUUGAUCAACGGUUGGUUCUUCAUUCUCUGCGCUCAUCAUGCCAGUGGACUGACACGUCUAUGAGCUAUACUAACCCUUCGACAAGCACCUUAUUGCUCUGCGUGCAGCUGCAACGAGUAGAAGUGGAUGUAGAAACAGAUCGAUCGAGAGCGCAUAGUCAAGCGGGACUAAUCUGAAUUUGGCGGUGAAGGACAGGAGUGUUUAGGAAACAGCCACUAACAGUCUGCAAAUAGAAAUGCAGCUUAUUGAAUAACACCCGUCCACCGUCACGCCGAAACCUGUUUUGAUGCUUCAGAUUACUCCUCUGAUUAACGUAUUUCAGGAGUGGGCCCUUUGACUCGGAGUCCUUAAAUAGUUUCUUCGUUUGAAACUUGUGCUCGGUAUCUUCCCCUCAACAUGGCAUUGAACCCAAGUACACUCACUUUCCUGGCGUCGUUGACAACAUGGUGGAUAUACCACUCGUUCGAACCCGCAGAUCUACUCUCGACUUCCCUUCUCCUAUUCGGUGUUCCAACCAUGCUAAUUGCCUUCCUCCGAGCGCAAUUCACGUCGCUUGUCACUGCCGUCCUGACCACCUUUGUCUCAUACUAUUUUAUCUUGCUCGCCCUAGUAAUUGGAUACAGGUUGUCUCCUUUCCACCCUCUAGCUCAGUAUCCUGGUCCAUUGCCAGGGAAGAUAUCGAAGUUGUGGGAUGUCUGGAUGACUGCGAAAGGCAGCCAUCAUCAGUACGUGAGAGCGCUCCAUGACAAAUAUGGGGAUAUUGUUCGCAUCGGACCCAACGAACUCUCGAUCCGUCACGAAGAUGCAAUCGCACCCAUCCUGACCAGAGACCUUCGCAAGGGCCCCUAUUAUGACUCCCGCCAAGCUGACGGCAAACGCGCUCUCGACGGGAUACGCGACUUCGUCGAACAUGCCGCUCGACGUAAGCCAUGGACGAAAGCGACGAGUAUCUCAGCUAUUAAGGGGUACAGCGAAUAUCUAACAAAGACAGUGGAUGAACUGGUUCAGGCGUUAGACGUUAAGCAGGAAGUGGAUAUAUCGGAUUGGAUGACGUUCGUCGCAUUCGAUUUCAUGGGCGAGAUGAUCUUCAGCACGGAAUUCGGUAUGAUAAAAGCAGGAAAGGAUACGACCGGGAUCUGGCAUGCUCUCGAAGAAGGUACCUUUGCUGCAGGGAUACUUUCCCACAUUCCUUGGAUCUUUGACUUCCUCAAACAUCUCCCUCAAGGUGGUUCCGCCUUCGCGGUUCUGCAAAUUAUAGGUGCCCGAAUCGCAAAACAGCGUAUAGAAGCCGGGUCCAGCAAACGUGAUCUCUUCCACUAUCUCGUCAGCGAAGAUGAAUCCACUGGGAUAAAACUCACCCAUGAGGCAGCCAUUUCUGACGGAAUGAUGUCUAUUGUCGCUGGCUCUGAUACAUCCGCUACCAAUCUUACACAUCUCUUCUAUUUCUUACUCAAGAACCCGGAAAUGAAGAAGCGGUUGCAGGAGGAGAUUGACCAUAUUUUCCCGCAAGGAGAGGAAACUGCGGAUUAUACGAAGCAGAGCGAGAUGCCAUAUCUGAAUGCUUGUAUUAAUGAAUCUCUGAGGCUCUAUCCUGCCGUUCUAUUUGGGUUGCAGCGUCGUGUCGAGAAAGGUACCGGCGGAAGGAUGAUUGGACCUUUCUUUGUCCCGGAAGGGACCCAAGUCUCCGCCGAUCUCUUUUCUCUGCAUAGGGACCCACGCUACUUUUCUCCUAUCCCUGACACAUUCUGGCCCGACCGUUGGCUCACUCAAUCUUCUUACACCCUUCCAUCUGGCGAUACGAUUCCUUCCACACAAUUAAUCCACAACAAGGCAGUAUUCAACCCAUUCUCCGCUGGCCGCCAAAAUUGUGCAGGCAAAUCUAUCGCAUGGAUAGAGAUGCGGGCCAUUAUGUGCGCGGUUUUGCAGAGGUUUGAUAUAGACGCUGUUGACGGGUUUGAGCUGGAGAGUUAUGAGAAGUCGUUGGUUGAGGUUUAUGUUACGCAUCGGGGUGCAUUACCGCUUAGGUUGAAGACUCGGUACUGAACUUUAGGCUUGGCGAUCUGAUUAUUUUCUCAUUCUGCGUUUCGAUGCUACGUUUCUUUAGGUCCUUGACUUUCUACUAUGAAAGAUGCUAUUCGUUGGCCCUUGUAACACCACAUUGAACAGAAAAUCUUCAAACCCCAGAGUACUUACUUAAGAUGAGUGUCGGAUUGGUUACAGACAUGUAUUUUUUAAGAGACUACGUACAGGUGAACUACUGCAGUAUUUGAGAACAAUCUUCACCGACCGACUAUUACCGUUGCCAAAUUGGUUGAUGAGUAGACGAUCAUCAGAAUAAACCUAACGGGAAGUACCAGAUAUAAACUCACAUUGGGGGAAUUCCAUAGAACGGGCAAAGAUGGCCCCACCAGAUGUUGUGAAGGUGCCUGGGUACAGUGCAUGAGGUUCUCUCUAUUGAGACCGCUGUAAAUCAUUCAAUGUUCGAAUAUUCAUGCCUUGGGGCCUGAGCAUACCAAAGUGUGUACAAUAUGGCCGCUCCGCUC